CAGGUGAGCCCGGGGCAGACAUGACUGGAGCUGGAAGUGGAGGCCAGGGCCCGCCUGAUGGGGGGGACGCUGAGGAGGCCGAGAGGUGUCCUAUCUGCCUCUGCGUCCUGGCUGGAGGCGAGCUCGCCGUGCCCGACAGCUGCUGCCACGUCUUCUGCCUCAGAUGUCUCCUCACGUGGGCAGAGUUGCAGAUGUCUCCUUCCUGCCCGGUGGACAGAAGACCAUUCACUAAUGUUUACAGAUGGGACGGGAAUCUCAGCUGUGUGCAGGUUCCUGUGAGGAAAAGUACAACUCUACCCGAAGCUGAGCGUUGCUACUGUAGAAACCCGGAACAGAAAGUCUGUCUCAAAAGUAAGGCUGCAAGAAGACUGAGACGGCAAAAUAUGGAGAGGACGGCUGACGCUAAAACGAAAGGACUUGUGAGGAAAUGUAACGACGACGGCCACUCCUCACUGAGCAGAAAAAAGGUGAGAGGAACAGAGUGCUGCGCCUGGUCACCGUCUCCCCGUGUCUCAUUAACAACAACCUCAACGGAGCACAUGGCAGAGCCUGUGUGGGAAGACGUCCCGUAUGACAGCAUGUUGAAACAGUGCAAAGCUCAGGUGCAGGACUCUCCGUGGCUCUCUGCUGCGUCUCCCAUCCCUGUUAACGGCAACUCCAGGCAGAACUUCCAUCCAUCUGGGUGGAGCCAGAGCCCGUUCCCAUCUCCAUCUCCCUUCUCCUCCCCUUUGCUGUGCGGCCCCGGUCAUUUUGUGUUUCAGGGUGUAGUCUGCGCCAUCACGUGUUCCAAAGGAGGCGAGAAGCGAGGCGGUCGAGCUUCAACCUCCAAAGCUCCCACCAAAGAGGCCAAGUCUCUCCCAUCCCGGCGAUCCGGACGCAACAGUAAAAGCCAGGAAGAGGCUCCCGUGUCCGACCCUUCAUCGCCGCUGCAGCCCUCUUCUUCGGACUCUGACUCGGCCCCCUCACAGCCCACCAAGCCAGGCAGGGCUGCACAGGCUCCGGCGAAGAGGAAGGGCAAACAGGUCACCAACCGAAAGGCCGGCGGGAAAAGGAAAGCCGUGGCGAGGAAAAAGAAAUCUGCACAAGUCGUGAGCAGUCCCACAGCAAGUGAGGAGGAGGAAGAGGAGGAGGGUGAUGGAAGAGACAACCAAGAGAAGGAGGAGGAAGAAGAGAAAACCGAUCAGGAACAGGAGUUGAAAAGCUUGGACCCGCAGCAGUCUGACGCUGAGGGGAGUCUGAAUGAAGACCAGGACACUAUCCACUCCGCUAAUGAGCGAGGAGGCGCCAACCCGUCCGGGAACGACGUGGGGCCAGACAGUGACGACACUCAGGAACCAUCUAAUGAACUGAAAGCAGACUCGGCUCCAUACAGCCCCGCUUCCUGCUCCGAGGGCGAGCAGAGCAAGAGGGAGGAGGAAGAGCCAGCGAGCCCUGCGUCCUCUGGAGGAGACGCCUGUGACAAAAGUCCUCCAGCGUCUCCCUCUGACUCGGGGAAAAGGACUUCCCCGUCACCCUCUGACAGCGCUCUGCUGGGCGACCUGAUGUCCCCGCACUGUGAAGAGCAGGAGGACGACAUGGAGAUUUGUGCGGAGUCAGAAGAAGCCAACAAUGAAGAUUCUUCAAAGGAGGCGGAAUCCUGUGAAAAUUCCCCACAACCGGCAACCGAACUGCAGAAUAAUCCAGCUGUUCCGGAAUCAAAAGACAAUGAUUCCAAAGCAUCGGGGUCAGAGGAGCCUUCAGUAGACGAUGGCUCAGUGAAGGGAGCCGAGGACGACACUGAGGUCGUGCCCAUGGACUGCAGCUCACCCACGAUGGACCAUAGCAACAGCCCAAAGGAGGGUGCCGCCUCAGCUGCUGCAGAGCCUCCUGCUUCUGCAAGCCAGGUCGCCAAGGACCAGAGUGGCAAGGACCAACAGGAGAGGGAGAGGAGCCAGGAGAAGAAGAACGGCAAGCAGCGGCGCUCUCGCUUCCACUCACCCACGGAUACCUGGUCCCCAAAGAGGGAAUCAAAACGAGAAGGGUCCAGGCGAUCGCGCUCGCGGUCCAAAGAGCGAGACGGCAGCCCGCCCUCAAGCCGCUCGUCUCGGGCCCGCAGCAGAGACAGGGACAGAGACCGGGAUGGUGAGAGAGACCAUUCCCGGAGAGAGCGCAGCCGUGAGAGGAGGAGGAGGCGGUCCAGGAGUCGCUCCAGGUCCAGCUCUCGGUCUCGAUCACGAUCCUAUAGACGAGGGGCCAGCCCAGAGCGACCGAACUCCAGAGAGCAGUCUCCCUCGAGGAAGGACCGUAGGGGCGGCUGGAGAUCCGGGCAGGGCAACGGGUCUGGUGGCGAGGGACGGAGGCAUCAGAGCGGCGCUGGGAACACUGAAAAUGGCGUGCCGGCAGAAAGUUCCCCUGAGCGCCAGGCCUGGUCGGAAAAUCCCGACUGGGUGACGGAAAAGAGUCGCAGUGACGCUGAGAGCAAGGGCGGGGGCUCACGCUGGGAGGAUCGCAACAGUGGCGGGAACAGAGGAGACUCGCGAGGCCGCGGAGGGUCCCGGGGCGCAGGCCGGGGGGGAGGCAACCGCAGCUUCUACAGCUUCUCAGGGACAGGCAACAACUCAGGGACUGACGCAUACAGCCGCUUCAACGAAAACCGGGGCGGCGGCCGGAGGAACGAGUCUGAUUCGGGAGACUCGAUGCUCGACCGCUCGGGCUGGUCGUCGGCAUCCAGCUGGGCAGUCAGAAGGAAACUACCCGCAGACGUUCAGGAUUACUACUCCAAGAGGGAGAGAGGAGGACCAGGAGGCUGGAACCGACAGGAGGAGGAGCAGCCGGCAGCGGCAGCAGAUCCCCUUAAAAGCGAGGCUGGCCCCCAGGCGGUCCCGGGUAACGCCCCGGUGCCCGUGAUGAACGUGGUUCCUCCUCAGCUCAACGUCCUGCACCAUCACUUCCCCCUUCAGGGCCAGAGGGGCCUGCCCGUCAGCCUGCAGCCUGCAGCAGGGUACGCCAUGCCUCCUCAGGUCCCCGUGCACCUCCACACUGCAGUACCGCUGCUUCAGGUCCCCUCUGCCGGCACUCAGGGCCUCCCCCCUCCUCCCCCACCCCCUCCACCCAUGCAUCAAGGCAGCCAGGGUGCAGCAGCUCAGCCUGAUGGUUACACCACACAGAUGGCGAGUACAAUGGUAGGUUAUGGGAAACCUGGCCUACUUCCCACCCCAGCCAAAGCUGGUGUUACCUUAGGGACCUACUGCCAGUCGGCGCCCAGCCAGGUGUAUCCCUCCUCCACCACUCAGCACAGCAAGGCUCAUGCUGACAGCUCCAAAAAAGAGAAGAAACAACAGAUCCAGGAGAGAGCGGUCAACGCAGUGAAGAACGCCAUCAAACCCUAUUACCAAAAGAAUGAAAUCAACAAGGACGAGUACAAGGAGAUCGUUCGCAAAGCGGUAGAGAAGGUGUGCCACAGCAAGAGUGGUGAGGUGAACUCCAGUAAGGUGGCCAACCUGGUGAAGGCCUACGUGGACAAAUACAAGCACGCCCGCAAGAAAUGAGAGUGGGCCCGCUACGGCGUGCAGACGUCCUCACAGACACUCAGCUGCUCAAGUGCAAUUUCCUCUGGCUGGAAUUGGGUCUCUAAACUGAAAGACAACGGAGAGCCAACAUUUUCUUUUUUUGAUAUCUCUACCUUUUAUUGAACGAUGAAGAUUUUUUUCUAUAGAUUUUCAUAUUUUGUUAGAAAAAGAAUUACCCAAUCAGAAAAUUGUACUGCAAGAGCCCUUUAUUUUGCAUAGAUCAUGUGACUGGGGAACUACUGUAAAGAGCGCAGGGUAUCAUGGGAGGGGGGGCUCUCCCUGAGUGCCGGCUGGUACGAUGAGUUCCUCCUGAAUGGCAUCCUGAUCGCAUAGCUUAAUUAAUUGAAUAUUGUCAAUGUUCUUUUUUAAAAUAUGAUAUAAUAUUUCAGAUGACAGCCUAGUUUAAGGAACAGUGCACUGCCUUCCUGACUCUGUGGCCCUGUUUUGGGCCGGAAUCUGAUUCCUGUGAUUGUAAUCAGGGCCCUGAUUGGCUGGUGAGACGUUAAGUGGGACGACUAAUCAGCAGUGAGUUUGUAAUGUAAGGCACAGAUCCCGGAACGGGGGACAGAUCAAAUGAAAUGAACCCUUCCCCCCCGCCUGAAUAUGUGUGAAAUGUCAAUGGGUGAACAUGAACUGUGCAACGUAUCCAGAAAGUAGUGAAAUAAAUUAGCUGCUUCCUGA
Eleginops maclovinus (Patagonian blennie) is the source of this 4229-nucleotide messenger RNA. RefSeq names its product SR-related CTD-associated factor 11 (gene scaf11). The record is from RefSeq and is a predicted model, not a curated record. Gene Ontology annotation, molecular function: RNA binding. NCBI's taxonomy places the organism in Eukaryota, Metazoa, Chordata, Actinopteri, Perciformes, Eleginopidae. Gene Ontology annotation, biological process: spliceosomal complex assembly.